Molecule: messenger RNA, 852 nt
Organism: Papaver somniferum (opium poppy)
Lineage: Eukaryota; Viridiplantae; Streptophyta; Magnoliopsida; Ranunculales; Papaveraceae
Exons: 3
Coding region: 1-852 (283 amino acids)
Source: RefSeq, a predicted model, not a curated record
AUGAAGCCUAUUUUGGAGAAAAUAAUAUCUCCAUUUCAAGCAGCUUAUGUUUCAGGUAGUUUAAUAAGUGACAACACUGUUAUUGCUCAAGAAAUCAUUCAUUCCAUGAAGAAGAAAAGGGGAGAAACUGGUUGGAUGGUUUCUAAACUUGACAUGUAUAAAGCAUUUGACAGAUUGGAGUGGUCUUUCUUGAUUAAGUGUGUUAGCACUACUUCUUUAUCAGUUAUGCUCAAUGGAUCUCCAUGUGAAGAAUUCAGUCCCACAAGAGAUGAUUGCUUGAUUUUUACUCAAGCAAACCUCAAUUCAGUUAAUAAUUUAUUGGAGUUACUUCACAAUAGUUCCCAAACAGGUCAAGUAAUUAACUUUGAGAAAUCUGCAGUUCAUUUCAGUAAGAAGACAAAACCUGAAGUAGCUGAGACUCUGACACAAACUCUUGGUGUUAAAAUCAUGAACUCUAAAGAAAAAUAUCUGGGAUCCCCAUUAAUUCUUAGCCAUUCAAAACAAGAAUCUUUUAAAUCCACUAAGGAAAAAUUUGAACACAGAUUCUCUUCAUGGUCAAGUACUUCUCUCUCACAAGCAGGUAGAGGCACAAUGAUAAAUCGUGUUCUUGAUUCUGUUCAUGUUUACCAAAUGGGUACUUUCAAGCUUCCUAACAAUCUCAUUCAGCAGCUGAGUACUAUUGAGAGAGAAUUUUUCUGGGGUUACAAUAACAAUAGAGGAUCUAAUCCUACAACAUGGAUUAAUGUUUGCAUACCUAAAGAUUUAGGUGGUCUUGAUUUCAAAGACCUGGAGAAGAUCAAUUUGGCACUUCUUAAGAAACGUGCAUGGAGAAUAUGCAACGAUUCCAGCUAG